AUGUAUACCUAUCACCCAGUAUUGGAAAGCUUGAUCAUAUCAAGGCCAGAAAUGAAAUAGUUCAAAAUGGUAAAAGCCCAGCUUGAAAAAAUUCAAGAGGCAGUCCUUAUACAAGCAUUUAUCACUGAAUUUACCCCUUGCCUAGAUAUUAGUCUCACCUAGUAACAGAAAAAUAAUGGUUACCUACCAGUAGACUACUUAAGGGCACAUUAAAUAUUACAUAUUGAGGAUGCCACAAAAAAAUAAAUAAAUAAUCAGGAUUAUAUAACUAAAUCUAGCUAACAACAAACAUCAUAGAUUUUCUUACAGAGUCCUAACUUGCUAAGAUAAGCUCUAACUAUUAAUAAGCCUUAUGCAUAUGAGAAUCUGGAUAGACUAGCCUUUUUAGGAGACAGUGCCAUUAAUAUUUUAACAAUUUUAGAAUUAUUUUUGAUGUUUGGAGACUAUUUGACUGAAAAAUAGCUUGAUUAGGAGAAAUGUAAAAUGCUGAGUAAUAAUGGCUUGCUUGCUAAGAUCAGCUAACAUAAUUUUUAAAACUAUGUUAUUGAUGAUAGAAUCAAUGACUGUGCUAAAUAUAAAAUAGAUGCUUUGAAAUCCUUUAAUUAUCUAUAGAGUCAAAUAAAGAAAACAGCAAUAAGAAACUAGAUUACAUAUCUUAGAUAAUCCAAAAUCAAAUUACAGGUACUCAUAGCAAAUUAGCUUAAAAAACUUAUUGGGAAGCAUUUGGAUUAAUCUUACAUUGAUAUGGUUAUUAGUAGUGCUAUUGAAACUUUUUUGAAAAAUUCAAAGAUAAGCGCAUUUCUUGUUGAUUCAAUAAAAAAUUUAAAACUAAUGAAAAGAAUUGAUAAUAUACAUUUAAAUAAAGAUCUGGAACCUGAAAUUGGCUUGGCAUGUAAUGUGAUAGAAAAGUUAAUCCAGAUUAUUUUACAACUAAUUUAAAAGUGUUAAUCUAAACUGAAUUAUAUCAGGUCUGAAUAGUAAAGAGUAAAUAUCCCACCAAGUAAAGUCUAAGAGACUUAAGUGGAGGCUAUGAAAUCAGUAGUUGGUUUGAUAAUUGAGACAGGUGAUCUUUCAAGAGCUUAGGUGUUUUUGAGGAAUUUAGGCAUCUUGAUACUUAAAUUCGAGGAAUUCCCAGCGAAGUUAGAAUAUAUUAAAGGAUAAAAUAAUUUUGUUGAAGGGUUAACUGAUCUUCAAAGCAGAAGAUUAGUUGAUAUGUUUAAGAUAGAAGGAAUAUUAGGGUAUAAGUAUAAAGACCAAAUUAUUCUUUUCAGAUCUUUAGCACACAAAUCAUAUAGAAUUAAAUAGUCUGAAAAGAUCUUCAAUAAUGAGAAAUAAGAAUUUAUUGGAGAUGCAAUAAUGAACUAUCUAAUAUCAAAGGAAAUAACUGACUAAACAAAAGAUUCAGAUAUAUAAGUCAAUAGUGUUUCUAAAAUAUUGCAUGAAAAAAAGACUUGCCUGAUCAAUAAUAUCAUUUUGAGUUUGAUAACAAUUGAAAUGGGGUUAGAUAAGUUUAUCGUCUAUGCUGAUGACCAAGAUAUUUACAUUUAAGAGAUUAAGAAAUCAGCUGAAACUAUAAGGCAGGCAGUCUAAUAAAAGAAUUUAAACUAGCUCUCACGAGAUUAUUAGAAGCUACAAGAAAUGAAGUAAUCAGGAGAUUAAGAAUAAUAUGAAAAUUAAAAAAACAGAUUGGUGAAAGAUUUAGAUAUAUUAAUCGAUAUUGCUUCUUGCUAUCAUUAAAAACAAUUAAGUGAUGCAUUUGAAGCUAUAGUCGGAGGAAUUUUUCUUGAUUCUGGGUCACUUUAGGAGACUUAUGAAUUUCUAAUGAGAUUUAUUGGCCCAAAUAUUCCACUCCUUACUGAUUUAGACAUUUUUUGUUAUGAUCCAAAGUCAACUGCUAUAAGAUUCUGGGAUCAAUAUAAGCUUUCCUAAUUUAUGAAAAUAAAUAUCGUAGCCCAAUAAAAGAAAAUUAUAAAUUCCAAUGAGAAUGAAUAGUAGUUUUAAUAGUAAAUUGAAGGAUCAGAAACAUAUUCUUGUAGAAUUGGAGAGAUUGAAAUAAUAAGUUUUUAAGUAAAUGAAAAAUUCAAGAAUAAAGAGAGGCAUGUAUAUUUAAAGUUUUAUAGAUACUUAAAAGAACUCUUUUAUGUAAAUAAUCCUAGCUACAAUAUUUCCAAGAAUGAAUUGAUUUCCAUUUGUUAAAGCCAGAGACAUGAUGAGAAAAAGUUUGUUUAAAGUGUAAUUUGA
This is a messenger RNA of Stylonychia lemnae, 2241 nucleotides long. NCBI's taxonomy places the organism in Eukaryota, Ciliophora, Spirotrichea, Sporadotrichida, Oxytrichidae. The record is from the annotation of a GenBank genome assembly.